This is a messenger RNA of Lepisosteus oculatus (spotted gar), 5950 nucleotides long. It is a transcript of the gene ache, whose product is annotated as acetylcholinesterase (Yt blood group). Gene Ontology annotation, molecular function: acetylcholinesterase activity. Lineage: Eukaryota; Metazoa; Chordata; Actinopteri; Semionotiformes; Lepisosteidae. The record is from RefSeq and is a predicted model, not a curated record. Gene Ontology annotation, biological process: choline metabolic process; acetylcholine catabolic process. Gene Ontology annotation, cellular component: plasma membrane.
ACACAGGAGGCAAGCGAGUCUGUAGAGCGAUACCAGGGGAGAAUAACACCGCAGCACAAUCGGGAAUCAGAAUGCAAGACGGGGUAGUUUAGUGCUUUCGGUCUGCUUGUUUCAACGCCGAAUUGCAUAUUGUUAUACAGACAGUGUAUGACACGUUCCGUGACUCGAAAUCCUAAAAUAAUACCACAACAAGACGUGGGCGCAGCUGAAGACGGAAAAUGAAGACGAAUCCGAAAAGCUAGAGUACUGUACGUCUUAUGCACAAGACGUGAAGGUGCUGGCUGACGUGUACACUCGGUGCACUGGGUAUGGGCUCCGGGAGGUCGUUCCGCAGGUCUGGGGGCGACAGAGCCGGGGAGCUCGGGUCUCCCGGGGUUCGGAGUCUCUUGCCGAGAACGGGUCUUGGGUCCGAAGCGAGAGCACGUGCGGGCGUCUUGGGCGGGUUUAAGAGUUCAAUGAUAUCGUCAGGAACCAAACGGCUGUGACCGCCCUGUCCACGCCGGUUUUUAUCACCCUGUCCCUUCCACCGUCCUCUUCCCCUCCCUCUCCCUCUCCUUCAGUCUCAUUUAUCGGCUUUUUAAAAGGCUGUAGAAAUAGCUCCAAUAAAAGAUUUCCGCUCGGUCGUCGUCUUCGAUAUGGAGGCGGACGACGAAAAGCGGGAUCUCACCUUCACGUAGCGAGUGAACCGGCCGAAGACCAGCCGCCUUCGUGAGCAGCACCUAUCAGGCCUGGACAGCAGAGCGACGCUGGGCGUCAGGAGUCGGGUUUUUGUUUUUUUUCGCGAAGGGUUUCUGUUAUCGAUAACACUGCUUAUCGAAAACAUCUGCCUCAUCGCCAGUGGGCUGGAAUUGCUCUUGACGACCUCAAAUAAAUAUUCACUAAUUCACAAUAACAAUCGGGAUUUGCACCGCCCAACCCCACGCUUUUGAACGGGGAAAUCACGUAACAGGUCAACUUGAUGUGAUUCUGGCAGCAGAUGGUUUAGAUCGAGCGCGCAUGAAGUCACCUGGGACGGAUGUGUAUAUAUAGAACUCAUGUGUUUUCCUCAGUAAGCGCCAAGUGCAGUUACUCCCGAUGUUCGUCUGUGCUCGCUGCUGAAGCUGUGUGUGGACAGCGGGGACGAGCAAGAGGAAAAGACUUCGCAUCUCCGACGAAAGUCAAAAGAGGCUCAUCUUGACCAGCAGCCCUCAGACAUGACAAGGCUGCACUCCUCCUCUCCCCCCUUACUCCUCUUACCCCUCUCCCUCCUCUUCCUCCUUCCCUUCUCCUGCCCUUCCCAUGCUAGGGAGUCUGAACUCACUGUCUCCACCCGGCUGGGGCGUGUGAGGGGGGUGCGCCUCACCGUCCCCGACAGGGGUCACAUCAACGCAUUCCUGGGCAUCCCCUUUGCUGAACCCCCUGUGGGCAAGAUGCGCUUCCGCCGGGCUGAGGCCAAAAAGCCCUGGCAGGGGGUCCUCGAGGCCACGUCAUACCCUAAAACCUGCUAUCAAUACGUGGAUACCUCCUAUCCGGGCUUCCCUGGCACCGAGAUGUGGAAUCCCAACCGGGAGAUGAGUGAGGACUGCCUGUAUCUCAACAUAUGGGUGCCGUCCCCACGGCUCAACAACCUCACCGUCAUGGUCUGGAUCUACGGGGGAGGAUUCUACAGCGGCUCCUCUUCCCUCGAUGUGUAUGAUGGGCGCUAUCUGGCUCACUACGAGAAGGUGAUUGUCGUCUCCAUGAACUACCGCGUUGGGGCAUUUGGGUUCCUAGCCUUGCACGGCUCCUCGGAGGCGCCCGGAAAUGUGGGUCUGUUGGACCAGAGAAUGGCGCUGCAGUGGGUCCAGGAUAACAUCCAGUCUUUCGGCGGCAACCCUAAGCAGGUGACCAUCUUUGGGGAGAGUGCAGGAGGCGCCUCAGUGGGCAUGCAACUCCUCUCCCCAGACAGCCGCCCCACCUUUACUAGGGCCAUCAUGCAGAGCGGGGUGCCAAACUGCCCCUGGGCCACGGUGACCCCUGCAGAGGCCCGCCGCCGGGCCACCCUCCUGGCCAAGUUAGUGGGCUGCCAAGGAGGAAAUGACACUGAGAUCGUGGACUGCCUGCGGUCCCACCAGCCUCAGGACCUAAUCGACCAGGAGUGGCUUGUGCUUCCCUAUAACAGCCUCUUCCGUUUUUCCUUCGUGCCCAUGGUGGAUGGCAUGGUCCUGCCUGAGAACCCAGAGGCCAUGCUAAGCUCGGGCAACUUCAAGGACACCCAGAUCCUCCUGGGUGUCAACCGUGACGAGGGGUCCUACUUCCUUCUCUAUGGGGCCCCUGGGUUCAGCAAGGACAACGAGAGCCUCAUCACGCGGGAGGACUUCCUCGAGGGGGUCAAGCUCAGCGUUCCCCAUGCCAACGACAUCGGCCUGGAGGCGGUGGUGCUGCAGUACACCGAUUGGAUGGACGAGAACGACGCAAAAAAGAACCGGGAUGCCAUGGAUGACAUCGUGGGAGACCACAACGUCAUCUGCCCCCUGCUGCACUUCGCCAGCUCGUACGCGCAGCAUGCCUCCCUCCGUGCGCAGGCCUCUUCCAUGUCUCCAGCAUCCUCCGGAGCAGCAGGCAGUUCUGCAGGACCAGAUGGAGCUGCAGGGAGUGUCUACGCCUAUUUCUUCGACCACCGGGCCUCCAACCUGGUGUGGCCGGAGUGGAUGGGCGUGAUCCACGGCUACGAAAUCGAGUUCGUCUUCGGGCUGCCGCUCGAGAGCCGCCUGAACUACACGGCCGAGGAGGAGAAGCUGAGCCGCAGGAUCAUGAGAUACUGGGCCAACUUCGCGCGGACUGGAAACCCCAAUAUCAACGCCGAUGGCAGUGUGGACCCCCGGAGCAGGUGGCCAGUGUUCACUGCCAGAGAGCAGAGCUACGUGAGUCUGAACAUGGAGCCGCUGAAAGUCCACCAAGGGCUCAGGACUCAGCUGUGUGCCUUCUGGAACCGAUUCCUGCCCCGCCUGCUCAACAUCACUGACAACAUCGACGAGGCAGAGAGGCAGUGGAAGGUGGAGUUCCAUCGCUGGAGCUCCUACAUGAUGCACUGGAAGAGCCAGUUUGACCACUACAGCAAGCAGGAGCGCUGCGCCGACCUCUGAACUCUGAUCCCCGCCGGGAGCGCGCGUGUGUAUAUGUCUGUGUGUGUGAGCGAAUGCGCCUGUAGCAGGUUGUGUGCGUGUCGCUCUCAGAGGGCCAGGGUCCCGGUCUCUGCAGCAGUGGGCUGCUGUGCAGGAGCGUUGGACCGCCAGUCUGUCGGUGUGCAUGUGUGUAUCAGGGUCUGACUGGGAGAUCUCCACUGACAGGCACACUAGGAUCCUGUGUAAAUGAGACAUUUGAUGUCGUUCUCACUUUAACUUUAUUUUUCCAGCAGGCGGAAGCCUGUCUGGCUGUUUGUCCCUCCGUCUGUCCGUCUGUCUGUCUGUGGGUCCAAUCAAAGCUGCUGAGCCAACCCAGGAAGCAGGAUUCACACUGUCAGUCCUGCACUGAGCUCUUUGUGUACUGUGCUGGUGUGUCAGUGUGUGUGUGUGCGCACUAGAACCUUUCACAUCAGCCUGCUGAUCACUUUGUCUCUCUCUCUCUGUGGCUUGUUCCCGCCUUGUCCUUAUCUGAGCAUGGACAAUCAGGACUGGCCUGUAAGUCCUGGCUGUGGAGCCCGGAGCACUCAGACUCAUCUUUCUGCUGCAGGUGGACUGGAUCUCAGCUGCUUUGACACCCCUCACCUGGGCAAGGGGCUUGUCCCGUCCAGACCUUCACCGUCCCCAGUAAUUGAUGGGAUCUGGUUAUCUUACUGGAGGGGUUUUAAUUUAUUCCAGUCCCUACCCCCUAGAGAGAGCAGAAGUCAAACAGGCAGAGAAGGUGACAUCGUGCACACACGCACUCGCACACAGUACCAGUCCAUCUUGAGCGAGGUUAACACUUCUGUCUGCCUCUUCAUUCAACCUCACUGAUACUUACGGGUUUAUCCAGUUUAAAAUGGUGUCUGUCUGUCUGUCUGUGUGUCCAGCCGAUUUCUCUUACUGGUACGGGUUUCUGCAAUUCCAAACUGUCUGUCUGGCCUUUAUCUGGAUCCUCUCAGUGUGACCUCUGACCUCAAUCCCGUCUGUCUCUAAAUUAUAGCAUUAUUUUGUAUAAACAAAACACUGUGCUACGGGUCCUUGGGUGUGUUUUGAAUGGUCAGAGGGUCUCCCAGCGUGUAUUUGGUUGGUUUUUGACUUUGUGUCAGUGCAUGUCUCUCUCCCCUCAAUGGCCUCUCUGUCUUUUACACUGGUGUAGAAUAGCGGAGCUGUAAAAAAAAAAAAAUCCUAGCUCGUACUCGAAACAGCCGAACAGAUCAUCUGUCCAUACCGACGGAACGGAAGAUGGUCCAUCACCCGGAUGUGGGAGAACGUGUGUGCGCUUCGGACGAGAGCGGGAAUGGGAGAGACGGCCGCUCCGGACGCCCCUCGUCCAACAGGGGGCAGCAGUCGCGCUGCACCCCCUCCGGAAAGCCCUCGUGCAUGCCUCGAGCCCGCGCCCCGUGUUCCCAGUGUCGUGACUGUCCUUUCACUGUAACAUAGCCGCGUGCCGACCUGUUGAGUUUGCGAUGGGAAACUAUUAUAGCAGCUCUAAGAUUUAUUAUACUGAUGAUGUUAGCAAUAAUAGAAUAUAAUUAUUAAGGAUAUUUAAUAUAUAAUAACUACAAUGAAAUGUAUGAGAUUAUUAUUACUAUGGCAAUGUCUGGAAACGGUUAAAUUAAAGUGUCAUAUUUUGUAUUUUCUGUUUGCACUUUAACCUACCACAUGCAUUACAUAUGACUGUAGAGCUAAUUCUUUUUUUUUUUAAUUAUUAUUAUAUUUUUACCAAUUUACGCUGAGGCGUGUGCGUCUCUGUGUGAGCAUAUGAACUCUCCGCCCAGUUGAGAAAAAGCACACCGCCAGGCCUGGACUUCCUUUGCGGCGACGGUUCAUUUAGCUGGUUUAAUAGACUGUCCUUGGUCUCCCUCUGGCGGUGGGAGUGUAGGACUGCAGCCUUCCUUUCCUUUUCUUUUUCACUGUGAUGUGUGCCGCCGGGAGACGCGCCAGAUUCCUGCUGUCGAGUGCCGGGAUCUAGACCACUGCUGUUGCUCGCAGGCUCGGAAAUAAUGAGUGGAAAUCCGUCUGCACUCGUUAGUUUGUUUUUACGCGUGAGGUCGCGUCAGUCUGUAAGCGUCAGGGGCCAGCACCGUCUGGUAGCAACACCUCCAUUGAAGGAUUUUGUGGAUCAGAAACCCAUAUCCUUUCACAUAUUUUGCUGCACUCCAUCUUGUGGGGGAAUUCGCGGGCACCACACUGGGGAGAUAUGAAGAAAUGAGGGAUGCCUGCGCUGUCUUGGUGUAGUAGUAUCCUGCAAGAUACUGCAAAAAAACAAAAUCCUGCGAAAAGUCAGGAGUAAUACAGGACUUUCCCCUGUGUGCUCAGUGAGUGUCUGGAAUCCCGCUGGGCAGAGAUCCGCGCACAGUCUCUGUCUCUGGGGGCAGAGACUCUCAGCGUGGCCCACAGUUUCGCGAGAAGCGAUGGGGUUCGAAGCAGUGGAGGAGCCCAACUGCCUGUCAGAGGAGGGGUUCUCUGCCGUGGUCAUUGGAGAAGAUAAUUACCCCUCGGUCGCUGCGCUGUUGCCCUCAGAGGUGCUGCCGAGUGCAGUGAAGAACACAGAGGGCACCCAGUGUUUCAUUUUGAUGAGCCAAGGAAAUGUGUCGUUUUCUCUGUAGGUGGUGGCGCCAACCCAGUGCCGCCGGUCAUCUGUGAACCUGUUAGUGCUGCUUCAGUAUUCAACAGGGAUCAUUCCAGACAUUGCCAUCCCCCCCCCUCAUGUGCCAAAGUGAUCUGCUUUGACUGCGGUGUCUGGAAACUCUGCAUGGCAUAACUGUGUAUCCUGUCCGGUCUCCUGGCACCCACCAAGAGCAGUGACAAUAAAGGAAAAGUGAAAU